CGCUGCGGUUCCAAGCCGUGACGUCUCCUGUCCGGUAUGGAACACACCCCUCCUCUCGAGCCUUGAUCGGAUAUCAGGACGCGAUGGAUUUUAGCGUUAAAAAGCUUGCCACCGGGGCUGGAUUGCUUUUUUCACGGGCUGUGCAGUUUACAGGAGAGAAGCUGGGCCAGGCGGAGAAAACCGAGUUGGAUGCUCACGAUGAAAACCUAAUGAUUCGCGCAGACUGCACCAAAAACUGGACUGAGAAAAUCUACAGACAAGCAGUGGUCUUGCUGCAGCCCAAUCCAAUUGACCACACUGGUGCUAGAAUUGAAGAGUUUCUCUACGAAAAGUUGGACAAAAAGGUACCAUCCAGAGAUACCAAUGGGGAACUUCUAGGUCAAUAUAUGCAAGAUGCUGCUCGCGAAUUUGGUCCUGACACUCCAUAUGGAGGCAGUUUAAUCAAGGUCGGAGAGUGUGAGAGAAGAUUAGGAGCAACGGAGAGAGAGUUCCUUCAUACAUCAGCCAUUAGUUUUCUUACACCUCUCAGGAACUUUCUUGAAGGAGAUUGGAGGACUAUUACAAAAGAACGACGUCUAUUAGAGAAUCUUCGUCUUGAUUUGGAUGCUGCUAAAGCACGUUUGAAGAAAGCCAAAGCAGCGGAGGCAAGGGCUGCCUGCGAGGGUGAUGUGGCUCCAGAUUUUCAGGAGACCAGACCACGGAACUAUGUGCUCUCUGCCAGUGCCUCUGCUCUUUGGAGUGAAGAAGUUGAAAAAAUUGAACUUGAACUCAGGGUUGCCCAAACUGAAUUUGACCGACAGGCAGAGGUCACACGGCUUCUUUUGGAGGGUAUCAGUGGCACACAUGUGAAUCACCUCCGCUGCCUGCAUGAGUUCGUCGAGGCCCAAGCAACUUAUUAUAAGCAGUGUCACAUCCACAUGCAAGAACUACAGAAAGAACUUGAAAGACUUCCAAAUGCUUUUCCACUGAAUUCCACCGGCUGCGUGGCUUCUGCAGACAUGACGUCAGAAGGUUUGAACAGCGCUGUGGAGAUGGAGACACUGAAGAUUGAGGAAGUGCAAGCACCUGCUGCAGGCACUCGCACGGCCAAAGUCCUUUAUGAUUACGAUGCUGUUGACUCCAGUGAGCUUUCCCUCAUAGCAGAUGAGAUAAUUACUGUUUACACAAUCCCAGGAAUGGACUGUGACUGGCUAGUUGGUGAAAAGGGGGACCAAAAAGGAAAAGUGCCUAUCACAUACCUGGAGCUUCUCAGCUGAAGAACACACUGACACCAAAUUUUAUGAAUUGGUACGACUGAAGUCAGUUCAAUGCAUUUUCCAGUUCCUCAUACUCUCCUUUCACUAGCAUGACACGACAGACAGCAGCUGUUUGAUCUAAUUUAUAAGCUUCACAUAGCUUCCAAUGUGUUACAAGUAUUGACACUUGUUUGACAACAAUGCGUCCAGUCAGUGACGCAAGUUACAACAAAUUGAAUAACUUUCAAAACACAAGUUUGUGUUGACUUAGUGCAAAUUCCAUUUCAAAUUACAUAUUCUGUUGUGUACAUUUGGAAUUAUUUACUCCAUAAUGAUAAUGAUGUUUCAAAGUGGCUUGAAAGGGACUAUCGUUGUCACAAACAAACUCACGUUAUGUAUUUCUUGCUCAGGAAUAAUAAAUUGGCAUUGAUUUCUGUUAGGGAUCUGUUUCGGAGCCAUCUGUAAGUAAGUGCCUCUGGAAUGCCUUUUUUUGCCUCCUCCCCGUCCCCCAUGCCUUGGUGUGAUAUCUGCGAAGUAACUGGAAACACUGAAAACAUUCUAAAACGCUGAUGUCACUUAGGUUCAAAAACUGUGAUCAAUCAUCACCAAUAUUUCUGUAGACAUCUUCACUUAUGCCCACUUCAACCUCUGAAUAAAAUCACAACGAACUGGCUGUGGAGGCAAAGUCAAAACUGCUUAAUUAAAAGACAAAAACAAACAACACAAUGUCGCUAAAUGCUCAAAAAACGUGGUCACCACCCAAAUUUAGGUGCACAUCUCUACCCAUGCCCACUUCAAUCUGAAAAUAUUCAAACGAUUCCCCCAAUAUAUGGGGUUUUAUGGACAUUCAGCCUUUUCCUCGUAAGAAAGAAGACUACAUUUGCAUCCCUAAAAUCCUCAAAUAUUGGGACAAUCAUUAUGAUAUUUUAAGAGGUUGAAAAUGGGCACGAUUAAGAGCUUGAUUAGAGCUGUGCACGUAAGUGUUCGUGAUGAUUGGGCAUAGUUUUUCGGACACAAAGUGAUUUUUUUCUGUUUCAAGAGCACCUAUCUAAUGUCCAUAAACUCCUACAUAUUGUGAUGAGUGGGCAUGAGUGGAGAUGAUCCAUCGCAGUUGUACACAUGUUUAAGUCCAGAACUAUAAAAUAAGUGCCGAUGUUGGGCCCCAUCCCAGUCCCUUCAAGUUUUUGUUUCAUUGCCACUAAAAGCCAAAUGAAAGGCAGCGUUUGAGCAGUCUGACUUCUCAUGCCAUAUGCUGACAAUGUAUGAGGACCAAACAUUGUUUGAAUUUUGGUGCGUAUUUUUCACAAAAUGUGCCUCUGCCACCUCCAAAUUGUAAUACGUUUGACCUGGUUGAACUUCAAGCUAAAGCUACAAAUGUGAAGUACCGCACACUUUUCGCUGAAAAUGUAUGUUUAUCUGCUAAUGUAUUGCUGUUGCCUUUAUUUAUUUAUUUUUAUUUUGUGUUUUGAGGGCACGUGAUGUUUAAGUUAAAAAAAAAAAAGCUAAAACGUCUGCACUGAACCGAGAUGAAGACGAAUUAAAUUGUGUCAGUUCUUCUGCAAGUCUAAUGCAUAAAGUUAUAGAAUAUAAUCUUUCUGAGCGAGUUUUCAGACAAUGAUUAAUAAGCUUAUAGUAUAGAAUUUGAACAAGAGCGUAAGUGCGGUCAGAUUUACUAUAAAAGAGGACAACACUCGGAACAAUUGUUGAUAGUUUUUAUGACUUUGCCUUUUGACUACCACUUAAGAUUUGUAAUAUUUCAUUUUGAUUUGCUUUAUGGGGGACAGCGAUUACGACAGUGGACACCUUAUCACUAAUCAGGUUACCGGUUAUUAUUGAUGCAUGAAAGGGUUAAGAAGAAAAAAAUAUAUAAAUAUCAAAUUAAAUUUCAGGAAUUGCAGCAGUUUUAUGUAGAUUAAUAAUAUUUCAAGGGACUCAAAGAGCAUUUGGACAAGGUUAUAUAAUUAGAAAUAUAACCAGACUAGCUGGUUCGCCGCCCUCCGGGCGGCUCAUCAGCUAGUUCCUGCGGAAGGCUGGUAAGGUGGUGGUUCGCCGCCCUCUGGGCGGCUCAUCAGCUAGUUCCUGCGGAAGGCUGGUAAGGUGGGCCUUCGGCCCACAAAAGUGUUGUUGCUUGGUUCAACUUUUUGUUCAUCUUCAUUGCUUAUCGUGAAAAUAAAGAGAUGUUUAGCUCUACUAAAUAACUAACAAUUUUAUUGCAAUGCUUGUGGGUAGACAACAUUUUUUCGCUAAGAUGCCCGCGCGAUCGUAGUGAGCCACUGCCUGAGCGGCGCAGUGGCGGCGCAGUGGCGGCGCGGUGAAGUAUUUACGUUUUGAAAAGGGACAGACGGAAGGACAGACCGCGUGCGGGACGACGCGCAAUAUAUAUAUAGAUUUGUCUUUUUUUUUAACUCAAAAUAAUCAUCGGCAUUCAGCAAAGUAGCCUGAAUUCAUUAUUGGGUUAAGAUCAGGUUUUAUUUCUGCUUAUGUUUUGAUGCAUUGUUUGUCCGCACAAUAAAGUGCUUUCCUAUUAGUA
Molecule: messenger RNA, 3765 nt
Organism: Hippocampus zosterae (dwarf seahorse)
Lineage: Eukaryota; Metazoa; Chordata; Actinopteri; Syngnathiformes; Syngnathidae
Gene: sh3glb2a
Product: SH3-domain GRB2-like endophilin B2a
Exons: 13
Coding region: 84-1256 (390 amino acids)
Biological process (GO): membrane organization
Cellular component (GO): cytoplasm; membrane
Molecular function (GO): protein binding
Source: RefSeq, a predicted model, not a curated record